This is a messenger RNA of Aspergillus chevalieri, 2172 nucleotides long. It is a transcript of the gene arg2, whose product is annotated as acetyl-CoA:L-glutamate N-acetyltransferase. The coding region runs from base 1 to 2172 and encodes 723 amino acids. Gene Ontology annotation, cellular component: mitochondrial matrix. Gene Ontology annotation, biological process: L-arginine biosynthetic process. The transcript has 3 exons. The record is from RefSeq and is a predicted model, not a curated record. Lineage: Eukaryota; Fungi; Ascomycota; Eurotiomycetes; Eurotiales; Aspergillaceae. Gene Ontology annotation, molecular function: arginine binding; L-glutamate N-acetyltransferase activity, acting on acetyl-CoA as donor.
AUGAGCACCUCCACGCUAAAGUGGCCGCGCUCCGCUCCGUCUUCGUUGCUCCAGCAGAACAGUCGAUUUAUUAAACGCGACCACCUCCCUCGUCCAUGGUGUUGGUCCUUUUCUUCCAGCGCUGACCGGCCAGUCCACCAGAGCGCCGAUUUUUCCAGCUAUAGUAAAAAUAGCGAUCGAUUGGGCCGACGGGCCAAGGAAAAGCUGCUCGAUCGGGAAUUCUUUCUCAGUUUGUUGAGCUCGGCCUCGACCAAGCGAGAAGCCAAAUCGUACCUGGCGCGGAUCAAGCAGCAACCCAAGACGGAUUACAAUCCUCCUACAACACUUAAAGCUGAACCGGAGCUUUCGAAGGCGACUGUGAGUGCAGCAGCUUUGACCCCUCAGUCAACUUCCGGCGGCUCGUUCUAUGGUGCCUCGAGAUCCGUCUACGAUAGUCCCGUCUUCCGUCAGCAUGCGACUCCCGCGGCCCAACCGCAAGAUAUAGUGGAAGAAAAGCUUCACCUGGCUUUGGUCAAGAUCACAACACCUCAGCUCCUCGAGACCUCCAUUAUCGAUGGUGUCGCCAAAACCCUAGCCCAGCUGAGCCGUCUGGGAUUGCCCUGCUGCGUCGUGGUGGACCCGGGGACAAAAGAUGACCCCAACGUGCUGCGGAAAAUUGCCAUAGAGCAGGCUGAUCGCAUUUCCAGCGCGAUUGAUGCGCAGCCUGAUUCCAAGUCCGUCCGGCUGGACUCAGUAUUCUCCAUUACAUCAACUGCUACAGAACCCACGGUGUUCUCACGAAAGGUGCUGCUGAAUCCGUUGCGUGAUGCACACACUGUGAUUGUGCCUCCAAUCGGGUAUACUAUGGAUACGCCCCGGGCCGUUUUCAUUCCUGCAAACGACGCCGUGCUUGCUCUGACCAAGGAGUUGGCAGGGCUGGCAUACCCUCAUGAUCCUGAUGAGGAUCCAUUGGUCACUGCCAAUAGGAUCAGAAGCUUGCAGAAAGAAGUAUCCUUAGACCGGGUUAUACUAUUGGAUCCGCUGGGGGGUAUACCGGCCUAUAGUGGACCGCAGACGUCGCAUGUCUUCAUCAACAUGGAGCAGGAGGUUGAGGAUAUCGAAGAUGAACUGCUGCGGGUGGGACAGUCAUUACUGGCACCUGGAGCCGCACAAACCCAGGAGGGGGCAACUUCCAUUGCUGAUAGUAACCCUCUCACGGACUUCGUCAAUUUGGAGGUCGCCUCGACGCCGUACGGUCAAGCAUAUCAAAUAAACCAAGCAAAGCCUGGGCUAGAAGCGAUCGAUGGGCAUAUCGAAAACCUCCGGUUGUCUCAAAAGGCACUUUCCAUGUUGCCUGCCACAUCUUCCGGCAUCAUCUCGUCGCCAACAGAUGUAGCCAACUCAGCUCGGACGCCGCAAACUGCCGCUUCGGACGUAUCGAACGUGGGAACGCGACGACAACGAAACCCGCUCAUUCACAAUCUGCUCACUGACAAACCAUUGCUUUCGUCUUCCCUGCCCAUGAGUCGGCGCAGUGCCCUUGACGGCAAUAAAACAUUAAACCCGCCUGUCUCUCACACGACCUUUGUCAAACGCGGCAUGCCGCUGACGCUCAUGCCUGAUCCGCGAGUCCAAAUGUGGACCUCCAACAAAGAAGGUCGCGUCAGGUUGACCGAUCCAUGCAUUGACCUACCUCGUUUGGUCCACUUGAUUGAAGACUCCUUCAACCGCAAACUCGACGUCCAGGACUACCUGAAACGAGUCAACGAACGCCUAGCAGGCGUAAUCAUCGCAGGCGAGUACGAAGGCGGUGCCAUUCUCACCUGGGAAACACCUCCCGGCGUCUCAGACGACGACAGCGAAGCCAGCCGCGCACGAAUGGUCCCGUACUUAGACAAGUUCGCCGUCCUGAAGCGUAGCCAAGGCGCAGGUGGUGUGGCGGACAUGGUUUUCAAUGCGAUGGUGCGCACAUGCUUCCCCAAUGGAGUCUGCUGGCGCAGUCGCAAGGACAAUCCGGUCAAUAAGUGGUACUUUGAGCGGUCUCGUGGGACGUGGAAGUUGGCGGAUACGAAUUGGACGAUGUUCUGGACGACUCCGGGUCUGCCUGAUGAUGCGCAGAAGCUUCAGGAUUACGAGGCCGUGUGCCGCACUAUUGAGCCGAGCUGGGCAGAUAAUACCGGUGUGAUUGAUUAA